Messenger RNA from Owenia fusiformis, 1407 nucleotides. The record is from the annotation of a GenBank genome assembly. NCBI's taxonomy places the organism in Eukaryota, Metazoa, Annelida, Polychaeta, Sabellida, Oweniidae.
UCUUUACUUAUCAGUCUUGUUAAUUAAGUGCACGGCUGAAAACGUUAAAUUAUAAAAUCAAACAUAUGUUAGUUCUUGAGUUUCAUGCAAACAUGUUGGGACUGCUGUGUGUGAUCUUGGUGGGGCUCUCACAGGCUGAACAAGUUCGUUAUGACAGAUUUCAAGUAUGGACCAUCAAUCCAAGAACGGUAGAUGAUGUGACGAACGUGAUGGCGCUUGUCAAUGACAAGACAAUGAAGUUGAAAUUAUGGCAUGAGCCUCGUGGUCUAAGACCCUUUGACGUCAUGGUAGAUCCAACAAUGGCGUUGGCAUUCUCAGAGUCACUCGCAUACGAUGCCACUCCGUACACUGUUGCUGUGGAAGAUGUGCAAAGGCUGAUCGAUGACACAGAAGCUCAAAGAGCCGAGACUAGAGUCACGAAGGAGCAGGACCCUGUGAACUACAUUCUAUCAGAUUACCAGAGACAUUCCACGAUCAACACAUGGAUUAAUGACAUGGCAUCCCAGUACUCCCAAGCCUCUGUGAGGAGUGUUGGUACAUCAUACGAGGGACGAGACAUGAGAGCUAUCACAAUUAGUAGUGGCUCUGGCAGACCCGCUAUCGUGAUAGACUGUGGAAUACACGCUCGUGAGUGGAUUUCUCCCUCAACAUGUAUUUAUGCUAUCAAAAAUCUGCUAGAAAGAUACGAUUCUGAUAAUAAUGUCCGACAAAUGGUUGACAGAUAUGAUUGGCAUUUCCUCCCAGUGGCCAAUCCUGAUGGUUAUGAAUACACCCACACAAGUGACAGAAUGUGGAGAAAGAACCGGGCACCUACCAAUGAUUGGUUAUGUCCAGCUGGAAUUGACCUUAACCGCAACUUUGAUAUUUUCUGGGGUGAGGCUGGUGUUAGCUUUGACCCAUGUGAUGAUACCUACCCUGGCACACGUGGAUUCUCCGAGGUGGAGACCCAAGCGAUCCGUGACUGGAUCAACGGAAUCAGUAACAAGAAGCUCUACCUAAACAUACACUCGUACACACAAUUGUGGCUUACACCCUGGGGGUACAACCCGAAUGAGAGAUACCCUGCCGACUACGCUGAAAUCGAGCGUGUUGGUAUUGCUGCAAUGGACGCUUUGGAAGCUGUGAACGGGCGUUCUUUCGUAGUCGGAACUCCUCCUGACAUUCUUUAUGAAGCCGCUGGUGGCGCAUACGAUUGGGCGAAGGCGGUAGGUGGUGUGCCAUAUUCCUACGCCCCGGAACUACGUCCAGCAACUGCUGGCGAGGGCGGCUUCAUUCUGGAUGCAUCAAACAUCACUCCUGCCGGAGCGGAGGUGUUUGAGGCCCUCAGAGUACAUUCAGAGCAGAUGCAAUAAAAUUAAAUUGAAAUAAAGAAUGAAAUAGAUGUUUACUGAAAUGUUGUUCAAUCAA